This is a messenger RNA of Trichechus manatus latirostris (Florida manatee), 1858 nucleotides long. RefSeq names its product mediator complex subunit 10 (gene MED10). Gene Ontology annotation, cellular component: mediator complex. Gene Ontology annotation, biological process: positive regulation of transcription by RNA polymerase II. The coding region runs from base 71 to 478 and encodes 135 amino acids. Gene Ontology annotation, molecular function: transcription coregulator activity. The transcript has 4 exons. NCBI's taxonomy places the organism in Eukaryota, Metazoa, Chordata, Mammalia, Sirenia, Trichechidae. The record is from RefSeq and is a predicted model, not a curated record.
CGGAAGCGGGAAGCGCGCAGCGGGACGGGCGGCGGCCGGGGGGGCCGCUGGGGCGGAUUAGCGCGCGGCGAUGGCGGAGAAGUUCGACCACCUGGAGGAGCACCUGGAGAAGUUCGUGGAGAACAUCCGGCAGCUCGGCAUCAUCGUCAGCGACUUCCAGCCCAGCAGCCAGGCCGGGCUCAACCAGAAGCUGAAUUUCAUCGUUACUGGCUUGCAGGAUAUUGAUAAGUGCAGACAGCAGCUUCAUGAUAUUAUGGUACCUCUAGAAGUUUUUGAAUACAUAGAUCAGGGUCGAAACCCCCAGCUCUACACCAAAGAGUGCCUGGAGAGGGCGCUGGCGAAAAACGAGCAGGUGAAAGGCAAGAUUGACACCAUGAAGAAAUUUAAAAGCCUGUUGAUUCAGGAACUUUCUAAAGUAUUCCCUGAAGACAUGGCCAAGUAUCGGAGCAUCCGAGGGGAGGACCACCCCCCUUCCUAACUGGCUUGUGGUUCCUGUCUGAAGAUGCCGACCUGGGCCUUUAGUGAUCGCCGUGACUGUGAACACGUGCUGAGGUUGCUUUCCUGCUGAUGGGGGCAGCCUCAGCCUCAGCCCCCUGGAGGUGAGGCGGCCAGAGGAGGUGAAGGCGGUGCUGUCUGACCCCGACUGUGUUUGUCUCCUCUGCAGGCUGCAGCCGCCCAGGGCCGCCCAGCUCUGAGUGUGGUUUAUUGACUCCCUGUCCAUGGGGAAUACCCACACCCCACUGCCAUUGAGUCUAUUCUGACUCCUGGAGACCCUACAGGGCAGAGGAGAGCUGCCCUAUAGGGUUUCCAAGGCUGUGAUCUUUACGGAAGCAGACUGCCAUAUUUUCUUCCGUGGAGCAGCUGGUGGGUUUGAACCACUCACCUUUCUGUUAGCAGCCAAGCGCUCAACCACUGCACCACCAGGGCUCCAUGGGAAGUAGGGCCUAGAAAAUAGUUUUGGAAAUAUGAAAUGUGAUUUGUAAAUUAAAGAUUUUUAAGAAUGACGUUUUGUAUUUUUAUUCUUAUUACUCUUCUUGUCCCAUUUUAUUGUGGUAUCGAAGAAAGCUAAAAAGAAAAAGAAAAUAAGAAAAUUAGUUUAACGUGGGAUGUACUUGAGUGAACUGACUUUGUGUUUAUGUUUUCCAGUGUGGUGCGUCAGAAAUGUGCUAAGCGUAACUGUUCACAUGGAUUUUAACUAAACCACGCAUACAAUAAAGUCUUUGUCCGUGUGGCCGAUCCCGUGUCGUUAUUUGUGGCAGUGUUUUUACAAUACGGUGCGGCAUGUCGCAGACGGUCGGUCGUCACUGCUCCAGAGGGCUCGCAAUAGUCACAGGCAAGUUUGUUCUCCAGGCGCUUAGGCAGGAAAAGCUGCAGCAGGUGGCGGCGGUCUGUGUGGAGGGCACCUUCUUUCAUAGAGAAGGUCAGGCUUACCGACGAGAAAACGCCCUCUAGGGCAGCACCUUCCACGCUGGCGCGUGCUCAGGAACUGUGUGGGCGUUCCUUAAACUGCAGGUUCUGAUGCAGCCGGUCUGGGGGCGCUUGAGAUCCCGUGUUCCUCCUGAGCCCCUGGUGAGGCUGCUGCCCAUCUUUGGACCCACCACGCAGCAGGCUGUGGUUCCGUGUUCUCCAGGUGACCUGCAGACCCUGCGCGGGAAUGAUGGAGGGACUUAUUGGAAGGAGAGAGGUAGUUCAGAUCUACAGGGUGCGGCCUGGAAGACUGCCUUGUGGGUUUGCUUUCCCACGCGAUGUGCCUGCGCGGCCGGCGGCUCCGAGGACUUCCCUCUCAGCGGCAGUUUGCUUAGAGCGGUGAGUGUGGCGGCCUGGAGUGGUCUCUGUCACACACAGGACCGAGUGGCUU